AUGGACGGGGAUAGUGCCGCUGGCCCAGAUGGGUUCACUGGCAAAUUCUUUUCCUCCUCCUGGGAUAUAAUUGGUAUGGAUAUCUAUAGAGCUGUGCAAAGUUUUUUCAGUGGAGAAGAGCUGCCACGGCGGAUUAUAUCUAUAAUUCUGGUGGCUAGGCUUGCGCCUAUUCUUCCCAAGAUAAUUUCUGCAAAUCAAAGUGGUUUCGUCCGGGGGCGGUUAAUCUCGGAUAAUUAUUUGCUAACUCAGGAAUUGAUUUCGAAUAUUGGUAGGAAAGCGAGGGGAGGGAAUGUGGCACUGAAACUGGACAUGAUGAAGGCUUAUGAUCGGGUGGUUUGGCCUUUUUUGAUCAAUGUGCUUAGGGCUUUUGGGUUUGGAGAGCAGUGGAUUGAUAUGGGAUUUUGCAUUCCAAGAGGUUGUCCCCUAGUGACUCACUUGGGGUAUGCGGAUGAUGUGCUUAUUUUCUCCAGUGUGUCGGCGAGAUCGUUAAAGCUAGUGAAGCGGGUUUUGACAACCUAUGAGGCAGUUUUCGGGCAAAUGAUCAAUGCAGGGAAAAGUUGCUUCUUAUUGCACCCAAAGGUAUGUCCCUCCAAGAAGAUGGCAAUUCAGAGGUUAACUGGUUUCAUGUAUAAGUCUUUCCCGAUUAAAUAUCUAGGGUUCCCCCUUUAUUGCGGGCGACGGAAGAAAGACUACUUUGGGGGAUUGUGUCAAGCUAUCCUACUUCGUCUUCAGUCCUGGCAGAAUAGGGUGUUGUCACAGGAAGGGAAGAUAGUGUUACUAAAACAUGUCCUCUCAUCUAUGCCUACUUACUUGUUAAUGGCAGCAUCUCCUCCCAAAUCUAUUUUCCAGGAGCUCAAGGGCAUGUUUUCUAAUUUUCUUUGGGGAGCUACAGAGGGGGGUUCCAAGUACCAUUGGAUUCGGUGGAAGGAUUUGUGUGUUCCGCAUGAAAAAGGGGGGGUUGGAUUGCGCCAAUUGGAGGAUGUCUUCAAACCUUUCUCAAUCAAGUUGUGGUGGAAUUUUCGCGCUAAUACAUCCUUGUGGCUUGGUUUUAUGCAGGCUAAGUUUUGUCGGGAGGUGCACCCGAAUCUAGUCUUUGGUGCUAAGGGCUCAGAGGUGUGGAGAAGGAUGAUGAAGGUGCAGAAUAUUGCUGAGAGGCAUAUCAGAUGGAUUGUUCGAUCCGGGUCCUCGAAUUUUUGGUUUGAUAAUUGGCUUGGUUCGAGAGGAUUGUCAGAUCGGUUGGAUAGUUUGUCCGAUCAUAAAGUAGUGGACUUUGUGCAACAUAGCACCUAG
Molecule: messenger RNA, 1290 nt
Organism: Coffea eugenioides
Lineage: Eukaryota; Viridiplantae; Streptophyta; Magnoliopsida; Gentianales; Rubiaceae
Exons: 3
Coding region: 1-1290 (429 amino acids)
Source: RefSeq, a predicted model, not a curated record